UCAAUGUCGGCCUCCAUUGUUCACGAAGCUAUUUUAAAUUUUGGGGGGAAUCCGAAAUCAGCUGUUAUCUUUCAAAUUAUAUGCUCAAGAAAGAAAGAGAUUCAGAAUCGUUUCACAAAGGGUUUUGAUCGACACUGAAACAGCACAAGGAUUUAAUGCCGAAGCGAAGAAAAUCAAGCAAAAGGGUAGCACCGAAGGCGGAGGAGGCGGUGACCGUACUUUCAUCGGAGAAGAAAGAUACGCCCAUAAAGAAACCGACGCACGCAAAGAAAGGGGAGAACAAGGACGAUCCGCUGGAUGAGAGUCCUUUGAGAUCUAUUUUUUGUUUGAAAAAGAUCGUCGAUAUGAAGCGCAUUGAGGAGACUGAAGAUUGCUUUAUUCUUGAUUUUAACCAUUCCAAUCCCGUUGACGUUGCCAAGCUCUCCGCCGCCAACGACGGCGAUGUUGAUGAAGAACUCUCCGUGGUCGCCGAGCGUGGCCAGGUGGCUUGCAGAGAUUAUCCACAUUCAAGGCAUCUUUGCCUGCAAUUUCCAUUCCGUACUACACCUCAUGACAGACACUGUGAUCUGUGCUACUGUUAUGUUUGCGAUUCGGCUGCCCCUUGUGAGUGUUGGACGACACAUUGCCAUGCGACUGAGCAUCUGGCGGAGUGGCAAUCUCAAAGGCUUGUGAUGAUUCGGAAGUCCGGAAUGACUGCCCUUAAAACAGGGGUUUUGCCUGUUUAG
Molecule: messenger RNA, 725 nt
Organism: Hibiscus syriacus
Lineage: Eukaryota; Viridiplantae; Streptophyta; Magnoliopsida; Malvales; Malvaceae
Exons: 4
Coding region: 156-725 (189 amino acids)
Source: RefSeq, a predicted model, not a curated record